CAGCUUCUUUCUUCAGAGAUUUACCAAAGUCCAGUGAGAGAAGCCAACAGACCAGAAAAGAAAAAAAGAUGUUCACCAAAAUCUUGUUGGUCGCCCUGUUCACUUCGAUGGUCCUGGCCGUGGACUACCAGCAACGGGAGGCCGACGAUGAGGCCCAACAGGAGCAGGAACUGAUCCAGCCGACGGCCCGUUUCUUCGCCUUUCAAACGACCAAGACUACGGUGACGGUCGUCACCACGACCGUCGAGAAAACUGUGCCGUCGACCUGCGCUGUUUUGGCGGCCGGAGUGACGGCCUGCAGGCGCAGGAGAAGCGCAGUUGAAAAGCCCGUCAUUCUCCCAUUGGACCAAGAUGAGCAAAUCGACCUGUUCAAUCCAUCGCCCGUCCAACCAUUGGAAACGACACAGGCCGUCAGUUUGGACGCGCCCGUCAGCGGGUUUGAAGGUUUGGAAUCGUCCAGCAGCUCGCCGGUCGAGGUGGACAUUGUCGGCCUGCAGUCCGACUGCGUGGGACGUCGUUUCGGCCUCGUGUCGAUGUUGGCAUCCAACGUGGCUUCGGCUUUCCCGGGAGUCAACUCCGUGUCGGAUCUGGCGUCCAGCUUGGCCUCCAACUUGAGUCUGACUCUGCGCUUCAAAACGACGCUGACGGCCACCGUCACCGUCACCAAAACCGUCACCAACGGCUCAAAGGCUUUCACCAUCUCCAACUGCACGCCCAGCCCGUUCUUGUACGCCACUUGCAAGCCUUAAUUCAUUUUUCAAAAAAAAUUAUUUUGGCGCCAAUUUUUUUUUUAAUUUGAAAUUUUACCGAUUGACAUCAUCUUCUACCGAUGCCGAUAUAUAAUUUAAAUACAGUAAAAUGUCAUCUAAACAUUUGUGCAUGUAACAACCGUCCAAACACGAACCUAUAAUAUGCAAAGAAUGCCAGCAUCCAUUGUCAUUUGUUUUUAAACUAAUUAUUUAGGGUCAUUGGUCUGUGUGUGGUGUCUAAAUGUCUGUUCUAUUAUUUGCUCAUUUCGGCUCAUUUAUAAUAACAAUCAAUUAUUGUGUGUGAUGUACUGUUGUAUUAUGUCCCCCUCCUCCCUUAUUCUUACAUAAUUGUUUCCCCCAUUUUCCUCUUACAUAUAACCAAUAUACAUUAAAUAAUCCA
Messenger RNA from Daphnia pulex (common water flea), 1149 nucleotides. RefSeq lists its product as uncharacterized. The transcript has 3 exons. NCBI's taxonomy places the organism in Eukaryota, Metazoa, Arthropoda, Branchiopoda, Diplostraca, Daphniidae. The record is from RefSeq and is a predicted model, not a curated record. Bases 69 to 749 code for a protein of 226 amino acids.